AUGACAACCUCACAUCGCUUCCGCGCCAUCAUUGUUGGCGGUGGUCCAAUUGGACUGAUGGCAGCGCAUACCUUCUAUCGAGCUGGCAUCGAUUUCGUGAUCCUCGAACGCAGAAAUGCCCUUGCUGUACCCGAAGCAGGAGGUGCUGGAAUCGCCAUCAUGCCCAACACUUUGAGGCUCUUGGCUCAGCUUGGACUCCUUGAGGCGGUGGAGGCAAUUGGGACGCACAUGCGCCCCGGAACGGUGGUCACAAGUGACGGGCGGCCGUUUUCGACUCUUGACACAGAUGGGUGGUGCAGUGAAUUCCAUGGAACAGGAUGGGUUAUGGUGCAUCGACCCGAGUUGAUGCAGCUGCUGUAUGGUGCUCUUCCUGAUGAGAUCAGACAGCAUCUUUUCCCCGGCAAAGAGGUAGAAACCAUCGAGACGACUGAGGAGGGGGUCGUGGUCCGGUGUACCGACGGAUGCGUGGAGAGAGGCAGUAUUGUGGUCGGGGCGGACGGAGCCCACAGCAAGGUGCGCGAUUGCAUGCGUCGUAUCGCACUGCAAGAGUCGUCAAAUGCAGCCGUGAAUGAGGAGAAGCCGUUUGUCGCGACGUACCGGUGCGUGUUCGGCCAUACAGUCAGCCCGCCACCAGGAAUCAACCCCGGCGAUGAGUGGCAUAUGCAUGGGAGCGGAAUCUCGUCGCUCCUACUCGCCGGCUCGGAGAAGACAUGGUUCAUGUUCAGCCAGAGGCUGCCCAAGCCAACGCGGGAACGACGACGGUACACCAAGCAGGAUAUAAACAGCUUCAUGGGAGAGCUUGGCCAUGCCCAUUGCACAUCCACACUUACACUCAACGACCUUUACCAAGCGCGAACAUCUUGCUAUCUGACUGACCUCCAUGAAGGUCUGAUUCAACACUUCCACCAUGACCGCAUUGUCCUGGUCGGCGAUGCUGUUAACAAGCAGACUUAUAACACGGGCCAAGGGUGGAACACGGGAGUGCAAGACGUUGUUGUGCUCACCAACAAGCUCCGGGCAUUGAUGGAAAACGAAACCAAUCAUGAUGCGCCGAUCAGUAAAAGCAAGAUCCAAGCCGCUUUUGGCUUAUACCAACGAGACAGGUACCCGGUGGUCCAACAAGCUGUCAAGGCAUCAAUGAUGCUCACUCGCACAGAGGCCUGGAACCACUGGUAUGACUGGUUUACAGAUCGCCAUGUCCUGCCCCGGACUGGGGGGUUAAAACGGAUCUAUCGAGCGUUUCUUGUACCGGCCAACGUGAAUGCACAGGUCUUGGAGUUUCUCGAGGAGAACAACAGGCCAUCCGGGACCAUCCCAUGGCUCCAUGGCACUAAGGGGGAUCAAUUGAAGACGUCUCCUGGUACGGAUUAA
This is a messenger RNA of Neurospora tetraspora, 1371 nucleotides long. RefSeq lists its product as uncharacterized. Bases 1 to 1371 code for a protein of 456 amino acids. The transcript has 2 exons. Gene Ontology annotation, molecular function: FAD binding. NCBI's taxonomy places the organism in Eukaryota, Fungi, Ascomycota, Sordariomycetes, Sordariales, Sordariaceae. The record is from RefSeq and is a predicted model, not a curated record.